AUGUCAGCUUCCACAUCAUCAGAUCAUAACGAUGAACCGAUUGGAAAUCUCCUUGGCGCAACAAGCGUUGACGCAAAGAAGAAAAGUGCAAAUUCUUCUUCUAAUCAACAAGUAAGAGAAGAUGGUCAUGGUCCACGUCAUCUACUUGAACAAGAUGCUUAUGGACAAAGAAAAAUACUUGGACAGGAUGAACAUAGAUAG
Rotaria sp. Silwood2 is the source of this 201-nucleotide messenger RNA. The record is from the annotation of a GenBank genome assembly. Lineage: Eukaryota; Metazoa; Rotifera; Eurotatoria; Philodinida; Philodinidae.